AUGAGGGCCACAUUGCUACCUGUGCUGCUGUUGUGGGCGCUGUGGACUGUGGCGCAGGCACAGGGUGAAGUGACCGCAGUCAAACUGUGUGGCAGGGAGUUCAUCCGCGCUGUGGUGUACACCUGCGGCGGUUCCCGCUGGAGAAGGGUUGUCGAAGAGCGAGAGCUUAGAGGGGUUGAGGACACAGAGGCCCAGAAUUCCCUGGGGCCCCUGGGAGUCAGCCUUGGGAUAGACCGUGCGCAGCGGGACCUGAACCAGAUGCUAACCACCGUGUGUUGCCAGAUGGGCUGCCGAAAGAGCGACCUGGCCUUCCUGUGCUGA
Conger conger (European conger) is the source of this 321-nucleotide messenger RNA. RefSeq names its product relaxin-3-like. The coding region runs from base 1 to 321 and encodes 106 amino acids. Gene Ontology annotation, cellular component: extracellular region. The transcript has 2 exons. The record is from RefSeq and is a predicted model, not a curated record. Lineage: Eukaryota; Metazoa; Chordata; Actinopteri; Anguilliformes; Congridae. Gene Ontology annotation, molecular function: hormone activity.